Molecule: messenger RNA, 869 nt
Organism: Amblyraja radiata (thorny skate)
Lineage: Eukaryota; Metazoa; Chordata; Chondrichthyes; Rajiformes; Rajidae
Product: amiloride-sensitive sodium channel subunit alpha-like
Exons: 7
Coding region: 187-705 (172 amino acids)
Biological process (GO): sodium ion transmembrane transport
Cellular component (GO): plasma membrane
Molecular function (GO): ligand-gated sodium channel activity
Source: RefSeq, a predicted model, not a curated record
UUCUCUCCCUGGCCUCUUCCUCAUCUCUCAUGAUCUGUAGGCGUUUUGUUCCCUCAGGAGGAUGUAUCUCGUUUGGGAGGGAGUUACGGAGAUUGUACACAUGACGGGAAGGAGGUGGGAGUCAUCAACCUUUACCCUGGGGCCUACACACAACAGGCAUGCCUGCGUUCCUGCUUCCAGCUGACAAUGGUGACAAAGUGUGGCUGUGCUCAUUACCUCUAUCCUUUACCCGACGGGGCAGAAUACUGCGACUACAGGCGGCACACAGCUUGGGGCCACUGUUACUAUCGUCUAUACAAAGAAUAUACGGAUAAUGUGCUGGGCUGCUUCAAAAUCUGUCGCAAACCUUGUCAACAGACAGAAUACUCUGUCGUAGCUGGUUAUGGAAAAUGGCCAUCUGGAAAUUCGAAGGAUUGGACGUAUCGUAUCCUAGAUCAAGAAAACGGGAAGAUAAAGUCCAACCGGAAAACCGUUGCAAAAUUAAACAUUUAUUAUCGAGAAUUAAACUACAAAACUACUAGUGAGACUCCAGCAUUUCCAGCCGAGGUGAUGCUUUCAGCUCUUGGUGGACAGUUGGGACUGUUUUUUGGUUGUUCUGUCCUCUCUUUAGCCGAAAUCCUCGAACUUUUGGUGGAUCUCACCACCGUCACCCUGCUGGUUGUCCUGGGCCGUUGCCUCGGCACCCGUGCACCGGAUCCGGCCUAGUCGUCCAGGUUCCAGCCUAGUCUGAUCGCCACGGUAACCAGGCCUAACUUUCCAGGCUUCAGACACACAAGUUCACAGGUUCAUCAGUUCUAGGAGCAGAAUUAGGUCAUGCGGCCCAUUGAGUCUACUUUGCCAUUCAAUCAUCUUUCCCUCUCAACCCCACU